Messenger RNA from Lactuca virosa, 2175 nucleotides. Lineage: Eukaryota; Viridiplantae; Streptophyta; Magnoliopsida; Asterales; Asteraceae. The record is from the annotation of a GenBank genome assembly.
ACAAUUUUAGUAUGAUAAAGAAUUGUAAGGCAUAUUAUCAAACACGAGAUAAACGAAGCUUUUAACGGAAAUUCAGACAAUGUCACGGUCCACCGCCGUCUUAAGAAAAUGUUGAGAAAACUCCGAUCACGGCGGCGGCCCCGCUACGGCACCCAUGUCUGCGCCUUCAUCGCAGCCUUCCUCCUACUUCUCUCCGUUUCUAUUCUCUACAAUCGCCUCAGCACCGAUCGCCAUUCCCAUCAUUCCCGACACCAUAACUCCAACGAACUAACUUUCGAUCCCCUCCUCGAAGAAGCCGACCCUAAUGAUAGGAACUCCUCCGACGACCGGAUCGACGAGCUUGACGAUGGCGUACAGGAAGAUCCAGAUUCUAGGGUUCAGGACGAGGAGGACAUUCUCAGAAAUCUAGAUGCUGACGAAGAUGAAAAUGAUCAGUCUAGGGUUUCAAAAUACUACUUCGAUCACGUUCAGGGCGUGAUUCGACGCUCUUUUGAUAAGCGGUCGAUUGAUCAGUGGGAAGAUUAUGCUAGUUUCGAUUCGAAUUGGGAUAGUAGUACAACCAGCAUUAAUCUGGCAUUUAGUUCGGACGAUGUUGCUUUGGAUGAUAAUGUGAGGAGGAAAGUAGCGGAAGUGAAGGGGAUCGAGGAUGCACUUCUGUUGACAGUGGGGCAUAGGGUUUCGCCAUUAAGGGAAGGCUGGGGAGAUUGGUUUGAAAAGAAGAGCGAUUUCUUAAGGCGAGAUCGGAUGUUCAAAUCAAAUCUGGAGUUGUUGAAUCCUUUAAACAAUCCAUUUUUACAAGAUCCUGAUGGGGCUGGAGUUACAGGUCUCACCAAAGGUGAUAAAUUGAUUCAAAAACGCAUCAUUCAUGAAUUCAAGAAGGUACCUUUCACCAGUAAAAACCCAGACAAUCCAGAUACCAAAUCCAAAGGAACCAACGGACUAUCAGAAGAAACGAAAGGAGAGGAUUCGAAGGUUGAAAGUGUUCAUAAAGCUAGCAAGGCUGAAUUGAAGACUGCAGAGAGGAGAACAUUGGAUGACAAUGGCGAUAGCAAAACACAAUCUGAAUUUUCUGGUCAAAUCUAUGCAGAUGGGAAGAGAUGGGGUUACUUUCCAGGUUUGAAUCCUCGUCUAUCUUUCUCCAACUUCAUGGAUGCAUUCUUUAGAAAAGGAAAGUGCUCAAUGAGGGUAUUCAUGGUAUGGAAUUCUCCACCAUGGAUGUUCAGUGUUCGACACCAAAGAAGCCUCGAAGGCCUCCUCUUCCAUCAUCGAGAUGCUUGUGUUGUAGUCUUCUCCGAAACAUUAGAGCUCAAUUUCUUUGAUAGCUUUGUAAAAGACGGUUUCAAGGUUGCUGUUGCAAUGCCAAAUCUGGAUGAGUUGCUGAAAGAUACACCAACACAUGAAUUCGCUUCUGUUUGGUUUGAAUGGAGAAAGACAAAGUUUUAUCCUACUCAUUACAGUGAACUUAUCCGCCUUGCUGCCCUUUACAAAUACGGUGGGAUCUAUCUUGAUUCUGACAUUAAAGUCCUUAAACCACUUCAUUCUCUAUCCAAUACAGUGGGCUUUGAAGAUGAUUCAUCAGAAAGUCACUUAAAUGGAGCAGUGAUGGCAUUUAAAAAACACAGUAUGUUUAUAAUGGAGUGUUUGAAGGAGUUCUAUGCAAGUUAUGAUGAAACCAGCUUAAGGUGGAAUGGAGCUGAUCUUUUAAGCAGAGUAAGAACAAAGUUUCUACAUGAAGAAAAUCGUGUGAAGAAUCAAAAGGAACUGAAACUUCAACCUUAUUCGGCUUUCUUCCCUAUAAGUCAUAAGAAUAUUACAAGAUAUUUCAGAGCACCUACAACGGAUGUUGAAAGAUUUGAUGAAGAUGGUUUGUAUAAAAAGAUUGUUAAUGAGUCAUUUGCAUUUCAUUUGUGGAACAGUUUAACACAUUCUUUAGUUCCAGAGCCUGAAAGCCUUGUAUCAAGGCUUAUCAAUCAACACUGUAUCCGUUGCUCUGAUGUGUUGUAAAUUUAGAAUCCCUUAUUAUAUAUUAGAUGUAGAUGGGGAUUCACAGAGUGUAAAUUAUUUUUGUUAGAAGAGCUUAUAAUUGUAUGAUUGUAUUUUUUUUUUCUUUCCCAAAUGAACACUGUUUUAUAAAUUACUAAAGAAGAUUGUAUAAUGAUUUGAAUUUUCUUGGAA